UGUUGCUGCUGAAAGUGAUGUCGUGUCUUGUCGACGAUGUUUAUGGAGUGAACAUCAUCAUUAGUGGAAAGUGUUAAGAAAGGGAGAGAAGAGUCAUGUCUAUGUUUAGAUGGAAAUCUUCUUUCAUAAAAACAUCAGUUCCUAUUUUCUGGAUUGCAUUGCUCGCUUAGGGAGGAGACAAGUAUGAAAGAUGUAUAGUUAAUAUUAGAAGAUCUUAGUGAUUCCUAAUUUGUUUGAGAUGUAAGUGCUUUGUCCAGCUGUGUUAAGUUACACUUAGGCUUCAGAAAAAUUCCAUAGAAAAAGUUCCUAGCAUUUUAGGAUUCCAGUUUUAUAGAACAUUUCUGAGAUUCAUCUAGAGAUGUAUCUAAUAGAGCAUUUUUUAUUUCAUUGAACCCAGAGCGAAUUGCUUUAACUGCAUCAACUCUACAAGACCAGCUGGUACAGAAGUUUACCAUGUAUCAUGGAUUUGGAAGAAAAUUACCGAGAUCUAAAGAAUGAUAUUAUUAGACUUUUUGGUUCACAUACUGAUUUAGAAGCAGUAAAACUGUAUUUUAAAAAAGGUAUAAAUUCCAACAGGGCCUUAAGCAGAGUACAAAGUUUACAAGAUGUGAUAGAUCUCCUUGAAGAAAGAGAUCUUCUAAAUUCCAAAAAUGUUAACGUUUUAUUACAGUUAGCUGAAUUUAUGAAAAACUCAGAUGCUGAGGAAAGGGUCAGAUUGUAUAAUAAAUUAGUGCUAGAUGAUCCUGACCCGCCAUGUAUUUGUGGCUUCAGGUAUUAUUACACGCCAGAUAUCAAUGAAGAGGAUCUUGAAAAUCACAAUGACCUGAAUUCCUCAACAGAUGCAAAUAACAACAUAGAAAACAAAAGAUUAGAACAAGCCAUGGAAAACAUUGCACAAAGAAUUGGGAAAAAAUGGAGAAUUCUGGCAGCCGAGCUAGGCUUAAAAGAGUGUCAAAUUGAUCUCAUAAGAAGAGAUUCCAGGGACAUAGUUCAUCAGGCUCGUAGAGCCUUUCAGAUUUGGGUCCAAACUCAUGGCCAUGUGACUAUGCAGAUGCUUGACAAAGCUUUACAGGAAAGGCUAUGCCGAAAAGAGGGUAUAGGCCUACAUUUAAAGGAUUCCAUUAUUGGAAUUACUUGCUAAGUGACAUUUGUUUGCUUCACAAUCAUAAAAAAAAAAAUCCUUUUUAUUCAUAUCAUAACUGUUCACGUUUUACUUUGACUGAUAGUUUUUCAAGUGUGAUUGAUAUUACAAAAAUUUAUCAUUAAAUGUUCAUCAUUCACGCUUUGAUAUUUCUCAGAUUUCAAUUGUGUGUUUAUAUACUGUGCCACAAAGUCCUUACUUGGCCUUUAUUUUCACAAUUGUUGGUUGUGGACAAAUACUUCUAAUUACAAAAAUGUUUUAAAGGACAAAGAUUCAUGUUUUCAAAUGUUUAAAUAUAAAGAAACCAGUUUUGUAACUAUUAUAAAAUCUAACUUUUUAUUCAUUCCUUUGAUCCCUAUACUUAAGAAAAUCUAAUACAUGUUAUGAAAAGUAGAACACAAAAAAAUUGACUCUGUACAGCAAAAACUAACCAAGACUUUUGAUUUCAAAAUCAGCGAUUUUUUUACAUCAUAUUCAAUUUGAAAUGAGGGGCUCUUAAUUAAUAAAUAAGUUAGAAGAGAUUGAGUUUUUCUCCUUUAAAUGCCAUUCCAUGAUACUCUUUUGUGGUUUACUAGUGUCUUUAAUUUUAUUACAUUUAGUAUGCUAGAAGAUUUUUCACACACAAAAAAAUUGCAUUAUUAAUAGUUUCAUGAACCAUUAUUUGUUGAUUGCAUAAAAAAUUUCUAUUUCUUUAAAAUUAAUGCAAAUAAUGUUACAUGCUGAAUUUGUGCCAAUAAUGAAGCCUGUGUGUAUUUUCUAAAAUGCAAAUAAUAUAAAAUUCUACAUAAUGGAUCUCCAUUUUGAAAAAAAAAUUAUAUUGAAUGCUUUUUGCAGUAAUCUAUAUAGAAAUAUCAUCAGAAACCAUUUUUUAAACUGUUGUUUUAUUUUUAGUUAUAUACUCAUCUUUCUUUGCAUGAUCCCUGUCAUAUUCUGCUUCUUGGGCAUGUUCUGGAUAUAUGUUUCCUUAAUGUGCACUAAAUGUGGGCAUUACAUAAACCAGCCAUUUUAAGGGCACAAAAACUUUUAUUAACACACGAACAAAAUAAAAACAAAUUAUUAACACAAAAAUAGAACCACAUCUAUCAUCACGCUGGUAUGCAGCAGGUUACCUUCGUUACUUCGCUACUAACAGUCUCUUCUCUUCUCUAGUAAGUAACAUGAGAGAGAGGCGUUGCAGGCCUUUCGGCUAAACUAGGCAUGUGUGGUCAUCACGUCACGACACCUCCCCUCUAAAAGAUUUGAUUGCGUCUUUCAAUGACCUGUCAAAUUCACACAUAUAAACAUUUCUUGAAACAAAAUUAAAUAACAUUCAUAAAAUUUUCGAACUUAAUUAACCAGUUCUUACCAUUUUAAAUUAAAAUUACUUCAACAUAAAUUCAGUAAUCUUAUUCAUU
This is a messenger RNA of Stegodyphus dumicola, 2535 nucleotides long. It is a transcript of the gene Fadd, whose product is annotated as fas-associated death domain protein. The record is from RefSeq and is a predicted model, not a curated record. Gene Ontology annotation, biological process: regulation of apoptotic process; signal transduction. Gene Ontology annotation, molecular function: protein binding. Lineage: Eukaryota; Metazoa; Arthropoda; Arachnida; Araneae; Eresidae.